Symsagittifera roscoffensis is the source of this 752-nucleotide messenger RNA. RefSeq lists its product as uncharacterized. The record is from RefSeq and is a predicted model, not a curated record. The transcript has 5 exons. The coding region runs from base 73 to 555 and encodes 160 amino acids. NCBI's taxonomy places the organism in Eukaryota, Metazoa, Xenacoelomorpha, Acoela, Convolutidae.
AAGAAGAACAAGUCACAACUCCCCCCGCCCACCACUGCCAACUCACAGCCCAAGAAACAACAACAACAGCAAAUGAAUGGUACUGCAACAAGUGCGAAGAAGAAUAAAGACAAGCGAGCUUCGGAGCCGCCAGCUGCCCAGCCGACGAAAGGGACAACAGACUCGAAGAUAAAAGAGAACACACUGGUUUUCAACUCAGAAAGCACAUCAGCUUCGGGAAAGAAAUGGGUCAAAGAGUGUGCCAAGCUUGGGAGGAGAGCACAUGAAGCUGACUUCGAGAUAGAAGGAGAGACGAUGUUCGGGCUGAGUCACAUGGGACCGGCCAGGGCAAGACAGAGACGGCGAACUGGUGAAGACCUGUUGCGCUUCUGUGUCUUCCACUGUGCGGAAAAGUUUGAUCAUCGAAGUGAUAGAGCGGGGAUCGAAGUGAUAUGGAGACUCGUCAAAAAUGCUGGUGGAAUCUACGUACACAACCGCGAAAACUUUAAAAUGGUUGAUCAUUGGUUAUCUUUUCAUUAUCGGCCUGCUAUGGAAAUAGACGCCGGAUACUCCUAGCGAAUGAUGACUUCUCGCCCGAUGCCAGAAAGUUAGCAGACGAGUGCUGCCUACCAUUGUUGCGCGUGGAGUGGCUAUUGGAUUCAAUUAGCCGAAGCGAGUUGCUUUCACGCAAGGAUUAUUGUAUUUAUAGUGAGAAAAAAAGCAAAUCAGAUUUGGACACUACAAUUCUUUCAGUCUGAAUAGACAAAAUUACU